AUGCCACGGUUACUCCACUUCAGCGAAACGAACUCGAACGGUUCCGUCUCCGCGACGCGGGCAAAUACGCUCACGAGCUAUUCAAGAUUUCAAGCGGCGCGGGCCCAUGCAAAUGUUCGAAAGAGAGAGAACUCUCCAGAGGCGACCCUCGAUAGUGCCCCAGUGACCUAUGAUUUACUGGUGCUCCGCCAGCGCAAGGCCCCAUUACGCCAUUGUUGUCUCGGAUAUAUUGGCUUGCGCCCGUCGAGUGCCGCGCUGCGUUCUGAU
This is a messenger RNA of Iphiclides podalirius (scarce swallowtail), 267 nucleotides long. Lineage: Eukaryota; Metazoa; Arthropoda; Insecta; Lepidoptera; Papilionidae. The record is from the annotation of a GenBank genome assembly.